AUGGCUGUGAUUUUAGUCGCUUUAAUAUUGGUGUGUUGUUUUGAAUGGGACAAGACUUUCCUCGCAGCCGCUCAGAAUUGUGUGGAUGAGAGCAGGUUUAAGGAGCAGGUGCUCUAUGUGGGGCAGCAGGAGCCUCCAUAUCGACUGAACUGCUCUCUGGAGCUUGCUCAGCAACAGAGCUCCCCCCAGUUCAACCUGACCUGGCAGAAGGACUGUCAGCAGCUCCUCGCCCAGGAUGGGAAGGCCUACCUGGAGUUUACCAGCCUCAGCUUGGAAGACCAAGGGAAUUAUACCUGUGUGCUACAAAGCAACAGCACAGCCUCAUUCACUGUGCGUCUCAUAGUUAAAGAGUCCCAAUGCGCCAAAGCACCAGAAUUUAGACCUAAUAGAGGCCUGAUCAGCCUCUGGAGGAAUGUGGGAUCCUCUGUCAAACUGAACUGCACUGUUGUCCUCCCCUGGGAUCCAAGAGAGGAGCAAUGUGACACCACGCUGCAGUGGAGUAAAGAUGGCCAACCCCUCACCAAUCACACUCUUCACACGCAGAAUAUCUCCUCAUGGUCUCCUGUUGCCGGCCAGCUGAUGGUAAACAGUCUGCUGGGGAUCACCCUCAGAGAGUUGGAUUUUGGGCUCUACAGCUGCACAGUGAGAAACGUUUCCUCUGACUUCAGCCUACAGAAUUCAAACGGCCCCAGCCACACAGCGGCUGUUAUUGCAGCCGUCAUCCUCCUCCUCUUCCUCACUGUAGCUGCUGUUGUGUACUCCAGGUGCCACCUGAACAUCAGACUCUGGUACAGGAACUCCUACGGAGACUAUGAACUCAAUGAUGGCAAAUUAUAUGAUGCCUAUAUCUCCUAUGUGAACAAUGAUCAUGACAGGAAGUUUGUCAACUUUAUUCUCAAACCUCACCUGGAGAAUAAAAAUGCAUACAAAGUGCACCUCAAUGACAAUGAUAUCCUACCUGGCUCAGAACCUUCUGCAGAGCUACUCAUGAACAUGAGUCGCUCUCGGCGUCUGAUCGUGUUGCUCUCUUAUGCUUACCUUGAGCAGGACUGGUGCUCCAAUAACUUCAGACAGGGCCUUCUGCACAUAUUGGAGAUAUGUCAGCGGCCCAUUCUCAUCAUGUUGGAGGGUCAGUCCAAACGCAUGAGUGCUGAGAUCAAGCAGCAGCUCAGUGAGCACCAGCACCGCCUCACCAUACUCACCUGGAGGCACAACUCUGUGACUCCCGCGUCAGUCUUCUGGAAGGAGCUGUCUCUAGCGAUGCCUCGCAGAGUUGUCUUCCUCAGUGAGUCUGCAGGCGACCCCCAGACUGUGUUACAAGAUGACAAAGACCCCAUGCUGACCAUCGACACCGACUACCUGGACUGCCGCUCAGACACUGACCCUACUGGAGAUCUGGGGCUUCGUCUCCCUGUGUACAAGACUCUGGCCUGUAAAGCUCCCGUCCUCCCUGCUUCUCCCAUCACUUCGGCUGAGCCCAAAUCCUUGGACAUCGACGUUUCGGACCUGGGAUCACGUAACUAUGGAGCCCGCUCAGACUUCUACUGCCUGGUCACUGAGGAGGAAAUUUGAUCCACACUCCCCUCACUUCUGCUGAUUUAUAAAAAUGAACACCUACCUUGAGAUCCUCAUUAGCUAUGCUUUUUAUUUAUCCAUGUAUAUGGUAAAUAUGCUUUUGUUUCUUUUCUGUACAGUUGUAAAAAUCAAACAGUUACUUUUUUCUAUUUGCACUUACCAAAGACUGAGAUUUAAUGUUUUAUAUUUUUUACUGGGUUAAAUAUUUUAUGAGAAAUUGUCCAAGGAAAUAUCUGAAAUAGUUGUGUCAAUCUGGGAAAGACUGAAUAGACCUUUUAAGUGAUUGUCAUUUCACAGCCAAGAAGUGUAAUUGUGUCACCAGCAGAGGGCAGAGUGAUAACUAUAAGUGAUAGUGAUAAGCUAUAGGAAUUCUGCUUUUUAAGCAGUUUUUCUUAAUUUGACAGCUGACAGUACACAGAUGGUUGGGAAAGACAGAGAAAGUACAUGUAGUGUACUAAAGUCAGAUUUGGACCCACAACACCCUGUAUCUGUUUGUACACCAUCAACUGGUGACUAAAGAACUCAGUUCUUGACAUUUCUGCGGUUGGGGCUUUGUGAGUGAUGUAAACCGCCUCAGAUAACAACAUGGCAGCCACGCUAAUAAAGCAGUAUGAUGAAA
Molecule: messenger RNA, 2194 nt
Organism: Micropterus salmoides (largemouth bass)
Lineage: Eukaryota; Metazoa; Chordata; Actinopteri; Centrarchiformes; Centrarchidae
Gene: sigirr
Product: single immunoglobulin and toll-interleukin 1 receptor (TIR) domain
Exons: 10
Coding region: 1-1572 (523 amino acids)
Biological process (GO): signal transduction
Source: RefSeq, a predicted model, not a curated record